UGUCAAGACGGUGUGAAUGGAUUAUGUUGUAGGUAUAAGCCUACGGGACACGAACCACGGUGUAACGUAUCGUCCAUGCUAGUGAGUGUUCAAGUCAGUAUGAGAAGGCUCUUUCGUAUUGGCUUGGACGCCGGUUAAGGCAGUAUUAUCUAUAUGACCAUUGUCCCUGUUGUCUUUUUCGAGAUUGAUUCAAUGUAGUUGCGAGCAUGAAUCCACGUUUUCUCUUUAGCUUUAUCUAGUCACACUUCUCUGAGUCAUGGAUCCGUUUUCAGCCAUCUCUAGUGUAUUUCAAAUUGCUGGAGUCUUGAUAGCCUACAUCACCGAUUUCAGGAACGCACCUAAAGAGCUAAAUGACUGUGCCAUCGAAAUAUCUCAUCUCACACUCCUAUUCACUCAAAUCAGACUCCGUGCGGCUUACUGUGACGACACAGAUAGGAAGUUUGGAGACGUGUGGCAGACCCUCGUGAAUGACUACGAGGAUGACGGCCCUAUUCAACAGUAUGCGUGUACUUUGAAUGAACUCCAUAAAAUGCUCCCAAAGCCUGGCAAUAAAUCGAGUGCAUUCAGCCAUCGGAUAAGGUAUCAUUUCAAUCAUCAACAGAUAUCAAGGAUACUAGCGAGAUUGCAAAGGACUACCUCAAUCUUCCAAUUAGCGCUCGAAAUGGAUGUCUCGUAAGGCCCCGAUAGAUUCUCAACCUAGAAUAGGAAAGCACCUACUGAUAUCGGCG
Messenger RNA from Eremomyces bilateralis CBS 781.70, 728 nucleotides. RefSeq lists its product as uncharacterized. The record is from RefSeq and is a predicted model, not a curated record. Lineage: Eukaryota; Fungi; Ascomycota; Dothideomycetes; Eremomycetales; Eremomycetaceae. The transcript has a single exon. Bases 257 to 676 code for a protein of 139 amino acids.